AUGGACAGUCGGGUACUCGAGCAUCCUCACGCCCAGUUCGGAGGCUCCUUGGGCGGGCUGGUGGGCUUCCCGUACGCGCUCGGUCCCCAUCACCACCACCACCACCAUCACCAGCACGUCUACGAGCUCGCCGGCGGGCACCAGCUCCAGUCCGCGGCCGCCGUCCCCUUCUCUAUAGACGGAUUACUUAACGGCUCCUGCUCGGCCUCGGUGGUCAGCUCCAACCCGCUGCUCUCGUCCGACAGCCAGCAGUUCAAACUCUCAGAUUCUGGGGACCCGGAUAAGGACAGUCCCGGUUGUAAACGGAGACGCACGAGGACGAAUUUCACCGGGUGGCAGCUGGAGGAGCUCGAGAAGGCUUUCAACGAGAGUCACUAUCCGGAUGUGUUCAUGCGGGAGGCGCUCGCGCUCAGGCUUGACCUCGUGGAGUCAAGGGUUCAGGUUUGGUUCCAAAACCGACGUGCAAAAUGGAGAAAAAAGGAGAACACAAAGAAAGGGCCGGGGCGGCCUGCUCACAACUCCCACCCGACCACGUGCAGCGGCGAGCCCAUGGACCCCGAGGAGAUCGCACGCAGGGAGCAGGAGCGCGCUGAGAAGAAGAAACGGAAACAGGAGAGGAAGCUGCUGAAGUCGCAGAACAAACUCCUCGCAGGUGACAGCUUCCACACACCUGGAGGUUCGGAGAGUGACAGCGGGGUCUCCCAGUUCACUGACAGCGAGCAGCAGUCUUCGAGCGUUAAUGGGACUAUUCACAUUGAACUGCCAGCAACAAAGGGUGCAGGAGGACACCAAACGGAAUCCAGCUGUGACCAAACACGACACGACUUCAGCCAACUACAAAACCACCAAAACCAAAGAACCACAGGAGAACCGGAGCAGGUUUCUCCAGGCAGCACGCACAGCUCCAGCCCCGGAGUCCCGAGGUCCUCUGCCCUGCAGAAACGCAACCCUUUCAGCGUGGAGAGCCUCCUCUCCGACGCCACGCCUCGACGGAAAUCUCAGCUGGACUUCCCCUCAUUGCCCAGUCAGAGGACACUGGUGGGUAAAGGUCACUUCUUGCUUUACCCCAUUACCCAUCAGCCCCUGGGCUUUCUAGUGCCCCAAACAGCCCUGAAGGCCUCACCGUGUCAGGACAACAGCAUUAACAGGCUCAGCCUGGGACAGAGGUGUGUGCCAAGUGAAGGGAGCCCUGCUCCCUCUGACCUCUCUAGCUUCGUCACUAAGCCUCUGAACUCGGAUCAUAUGGAGCAUAGCACGCAGCACCACCACAAUCACGUUAGCAAUAGAGUGGACGGAACAGACACGGAGGAGUGUGGUGGUGACUGCGGCGAUGGAAGAUUUCCUGUUUCUCCCCCACCGAGCAGCAUGGCUCAGACGGCCCUGGCCAGGCUGAGCUCGGCACAGUCCGGCGACAGCAGCGAGGAGAGGAGUCUGAAAGUUCGAACGGAGGCGGCGACCAAUGGCUGCCAAGCUGCCGAGCUGUGUGCUAAAGAGAAGGGUGCAAGAGAGGAGCGAGCGUCUCCAGACCUCUCUGAGCAUCUCAAGGCAAACACAGACUGUCAAGAAACACCCGGAACAGAUGGAGAGGAUGUCGAUAUGGACUAA
Chelmon rostratus (copperband butterflyfish) is the source of this 1605-nucleotide messenger RNA. RefSeq names its product homeobox protein unc-4 homolog. Gene Ontology annotation, molecular function: sequence-specific double-stranded DNA binding; DNA-binding transcription factor activity, RNA polymerase II-specific. The transcript is spliced from 3 exons. The coding region runs from base 1 to 1605 and encodes 534 amino acids. Lineage: Eukaryota; Metazoa; Chordata; Actinopteri; Chaetodontiformes; Chaetodontidae. The record is from RefSeq and is a predicted model, not a curated record. Gene Ontology annotation, biological process: regulation of DNA-templated transcription.